CCUGCAUCCAGCCAACUCACAUCAGACAGGAGACGGAGGACUAAGAACAACUUGCUCUUAUCCACUUUGCUCUAAAUCUUGUUUUUAAAAUUUGCUUUGAUUCUAUCUGCCCGGGAGCUGACAGCUACAUUUGACAGGCUGGCAGGUGUUUUUACCAUGUCUCCUAAAGGAGGAACACUUUGCAUUCUUUUCAUCUUGGCCUGUGCAGCCUUGGCUAAGCCACCAGAUGGGAUCAAUGACAUUUCCAGGAGAAUGAUGAAGAAGUGCCUGAACAAUGUGUACCCGGAGCCUAAGAUGCAGCUGAAAACUCUCUUGGAGAAUUGUGACACGGCAGAGGUGGACCUGCUCUCUUCCUACACAGACAUGAUUUCAGGCUCUUCCAACAAAGACCCACAAGUGGAUAUUAUGACAUACAGGAAAUGUCUUCUGGCCACAAUCAAGCUGAUGAGGAACUCCUCCAUGGCAUUUUCAUGUCACAUGCAAGCAUUUCUGGCCCCUCUGUCCUGGCAGAUGUUGACCAAAUAUGAAAACAUGACACCAGAGGAAUAUGACACACUGUUGUCGGCCUCCAAACCUGCUCUGGAGAAUUUGCAAUCUGCAGGAAUGAAACUUCCUAGUGAUGUAGGAAAGCCUGAAAACCUGGAAAAUAUGAUGAAGGCGCUAAAGGAGAAAUUUACUGGCAUGUCUAAAGACCAAACCACUCAGGUGGUAAAAUGGGAAAAAGAGCAGAUCAUGGAGAUGUACUUCAACUGUACAACAAGGCCAGCACCUGAUCCAAGAUCAGGCAAGAGGCAAAAAGACAACACCAAUGAAAUCAGUUUGAUGGAGCGCUGCAAACCUCAAACAAAAUGGCUGGGCAUGAACGCGUUGACCAUGAUGGGACCUUACGUCGCCAAUUUAGCACCAAACGAUGUUGAUUCUGCUCCCAAGGAGGAGCUGUGUAAAUUCUUCGGCUCACAACAGUUUAAAUCCGCCACGAACAUGACCAGCGGAAUGAAUCCCAGCCUGGGCAGGAAGUUUCUCCAAAGAUUUAAAGAGUGCUUCAAGAACGAGGAGGAGUUUGCUGGGAAUGUGGACAAGCUCGGCAUACUGGCCUGUCAUUUUUCCAAUGCUCCAGAUUUGGAUUCUGAGUUCAGCAAAAAACUCCUCUCUGAACUCAACAACUGCGACGAAGACAGAAACCCCAAAAUCAAGAAGCUGAAGAAGCAUCUUGUCAAGGCAGUGUUGUCAAAAACAAACAGCACUGAAGCAUUAAAGUUGUUGGGCAAAGAUGUUGCCUCAUUGUCUCCCUCAGAUCUUUCUAAGUUCUCUGAAAAUGAUCUCAAAAAAGUCUUGCUAAAACUGGGAUCCAGCGUCCAAUGGACUCGGGCCCAGAUGCGCGUCCUAGGAAAGAAACUGCAGGACAACAUGUGUAAAACAAAUAUUUCCGGUGAGGAUCUGGUGGCCUUUAUGUCCGUUGCAGAAGGUUUGCCAAGAUGUGCGUUUAAGCAUGUCAAGGAGAUUCUGAAUAACACAGAGGGGAUGAAGGACAUCUCCCAGAGGACGAGAAAGGGGCAGCGAAUGGCCAUGCUGCAGCAGCUGUUUGGAGAUGUGACUCCCUCAGUGCUGGUGCAGAAGUUGUCCGGACCAUUGCUAAACAGUCUUCCUCUGAACAAACUAGACAAAGCGAACAUCAGCUCUAUGGAUCAAGUGGGGAAUAAAACAUGGAGUCGGUCCCAGGCAGCUUUCCUGGCAAAAAAGAUGCUUCGUCAAAUGAAGCUUUGGUAUAGAGUUAAGAACCUGCGCUCAGUCAUGCAGGGAAUAAUCUGUAAGAUGAUCGACGAAGUAUCAGACAGUGAUACCCGGGACAUGGCUCAGGCUUUAACAGAGACUCCGCAGUUGCUCUCCAAAGCACAAGCAGGAUGCGCUGCCCGGAAGCUGUUUGCGACUUUGGAGAAAGAGAGAGCUGACUACUUCAAAAACAUCACUGAGGAGGAGAUGAAAAACAUCUCCACAUGCUUACUCCUUCACCUGCCGCCUUCGAAGGUGAAUGAUUUGCCUGCCUCUGUGUGUCCCACCUUCCUCAACAAGCUAGAAGAGGCUGACCUGAGCUCAUUACCUCUACGCUCCAAGUCUCGCCCCGCACUCACCAAGAGAGCUCUGCUUUGCCUGGGGACAGACCUAUCUUUGCUGACCAAGCAGGACGUGUCCAUGCUUGGACCACUUUUAUGUGAGCUUUCGCCUUCCCAACUGAAACUCAUGGCCCCUGAAGUCCUCAAAUCCAGCAUCUAUGCCAUGGCUUCCUGUCAGCAAAUUUCUCCUCGCCACGUAGCAGAUUUGGUUCAGCUGGCCAAAAAUACUUCUGGGGAUCCAUCUGAUUGGUCAGCUGAGACCAUGGAAGCACUGGGUCCUUGGAUCCUUUUGGAUGACAAUGAGACAUCUGCUCUGCCCAAUAAGCCUUGGAUGAAGGAUGUUCUCUACUACUUGAAGGCAAAACUGAAACACCACUCCAAAGCCCUUGGAAAAAAAAUCUUUGAUCUCACCACAACCGAAUCAAAUGCAGCACGUAAAAAGAGAGCAGCCAACCUCAGUGGUAAAAAAAUCACUGUGGAGUUGAUUGAAGAACUGGGAAUGGAUAACAUCUACUGGUCAGUUGAACAGCUGGAGGGGAUGUCAGACCAAACCUUCCUUGAUUCUGUAGAAUUCCUCGGAGAUGUCCCCGGCUACAACGCAGACCAACUGGCCGUGCUCAAAAAGAAAGCAGAUAAGAACUUUGGCACAGACAUAACUGAGAGUGAGGUGAGGCAGUUGGGAUGUAUAACUCGGGGAUUCUCCAAUGAAGCCCUAGAGAUGCUCCCCUUCUCACUGGACACUCUCGAGGACACUGCAAACUGUGGCUGGAAUGGGUCCCAGAUGGAGUCAGUGUGGAAGGGUGCUUUGAAACAUAACAAUGUGACAGCGCAGAAGCUGGAAGCAGCAGACAUAGUGACGCUGAGCCAGUUCAUCUGUGGCCUCAACUCCAACGAGAUCAAACAGCUGAGCAUUGACGCCUUCAAGGACGCUGUGGGCUCAAUGGGAAAUGUUGCAUGCUCCUACAGUAAAUUACAGGAGUUGAAACUUCUUGCUGUGUCUGCGUUUGGAAAGCCUAACAACUGGACUGAAGCACAAGUGGAUGAGCUGGGCAACAUCGCCGCUGGUUUGGAUGCAGCUGAGAUUGUUUCUUUGAAGCUGUCAGUCUUCUCAUUCAUCAGCAAGACCAGCAUCGCGCUCAUACCACCUCACAUCUUUGCUGCUCUCACUGUUGAUCAGCUGUUGUCUCUUGGACCUGACAAUGCUGCCAUGGUAACCCCGGGACAGCGUGCGGUGAUGUCAGAAGAGCAGCUGGCCACUCUUGAAAGAGCCGUGACCGGGUCACCUGACGAAGCACGAAGUGUUGACCAGUCAGGAGCUCCAGCGAUGAGUGUCGGGGGGAUCUCAGCCUUCAUGAAGCCACUGCUGUUCCUCCUCCUGGGUUUGCUGUUGCUGUGAGAACAGAGAACAGCACAUGCAGUUGCAAAACAAGCAGGAGCUACUAACCACCCACAAGCAGCCUCGUUAAGCUAUAGGGACAUCCAACUCUUAACUGCGAUGAAGACACGCUUUUUUUUUCAGAUUUUCUGAAAUCCUUUGUAGUGUAGUAUAGUGCAGUGUGGCUGUAGUAAACAUUCAAGUACACAACAUAAUCAUGACAUAUUAAACUGUGUAAGAAACCUUUAUUAUUGCCUUUAAAUAUGCUGUCUCUAUAUUUCUAUAAGAAAGUAUAUUUUAAUAGGAUGAAAGGUAAUAUUUAAUGUUUGUCAGUCAGGUCAUUUCUUUGUGGGAUUUCUUUGAUACUGUGUACUGUAAGAAUGAAAAAUGACAAAUGAAUAUCUCAAUAAAGAAUAGUAACAUUA
This is a messenger RNA of Eleginops maclovinus (Patagonian blennie), 3911 nucleotides long. RefSeq names its product otoancorin (gene otoa). Lineage: Eukaryota; Metazoa; Chordata; Actinopteri; Perciformes; Eleginopidae. Gene Ontology annotation, cellular component: stereocilium tip; cell surface; kinocilium. The transcript is spliced from 29 exons. Gene Ontology annotation, biological process: cell-matrix adhesion. The record is from RefSeq and is a predicted model, not a curated record. Bases 157 to 3507 code for a protein of 1116 amino acids.